Gavialis gangeticus (Gharial) is the source of this 1331-nucleotide messenger RNA. RefSeq names its product tumor necrosis factor superfamily member 13b (gene TNFSF13B). Gene Ontology annotation, molecular function: tumor necrosis factor receptor binding; receptor ligand activity. The record is from RefSeq and is a predicted model, not a curated record. The coding region runs from base 241 to 1236 and encodes 331 amino acids. Gene Ontology annotation, cellular component: membrane. The transcript has 8 exons. NCBI's taxonomy places the organism in Eukaryota, Metazoa, Chordata, Crocodylia, Gavialidae. Gene Ontology annotation, biological process: immune response.
AACUCCACCUGCUGUCUUGGACAGGCAAAGACUGUUUUAUCCUCCAGCUCACUGUGCCAACCAUUUACAAAAUUUGAAAGUGAAAGGCAACACAGAGGCAGUCAACUUCUGCUCCACAUCGACUCAGCAGCAGUGUAUAGAAAGAUCUGGCUAUAUGGACAGAAGCUGAUAGACCACUUUGGAAAUAGAGGCAUCCCAAGAGAGUACUCGGAAUAACAUAUUUGCUUCAUAUGACAGGAAAUGAUCUGGCCGUUUUGGUCACUUAUGCUGGAUGCCCUUAGUUUCACAGUGCAACUGACAAAAUGGAUUAUACCUCAGAAGGAGCUGCAACUGAAUAUUCCCUCUGACUUUAGUAAGGAAAGUGCAAGGAUGAAAUCUGUGGACUAUUUGCACACCGUCCAACAGAAGGAUACCACCUCCUCUCCUCCUGCCCCCCAUGCUGUUGGGUUGAGCAACAAGGGACUUUUCUCUGUUGCAUUCCUGUGGCUUGCAAUGCUCCUGUCCUCUUGUCUUGCAGCAGUGUCUCUUUACCAUGUUAUUACACUGAAAGCAGAAUUAGCAACUCUCCGCAGCGAGCUGAUCUACAAGGUUCAGACAAGAUCACCACUAACCCAGCCACUGGUGUCUCUGAACAAGCAUAAAGUGGAUAUCCCUACUUUCUCUUCCUCCUUGCAGAUAGCAGCAAGUACCAAGCAGGAAAACAGGCUGCCUGCUUCUGAGGCAGGUGAAGGUGACCCAAAGAAAGGCUGGAAUGGAGGUAGAACCAGGGAGAGACGGUCACUUCAACCCACAGAAGAAACAGUGCUACAGGCCUGUUUGCAAUUGAUUGCUGAUAGCAAAAGUGGUAUCCAACAAAAAGAUGAUUCAAGCAUUGUCCCAUGGCUUCUCAGCUUUAAACGAGGAACAGCUUUGGAAGAACAAGGAAAUAAAAUAGUGGUCAAGGAAACAGGUUAUUUUUUCAUUUAUGGCCAGGUUUUAUAUACUGAUACAACAUUUGCUAUGGGACAUCUAAUACAGAGGAAAAAGGCCCAUGUAUUUGGUGAUGAUCUCAGCUUGGUGACAUUAUUUCGUUGUAUCCAAAACAUGCCUCAGUCUUAUCCAAACAAUUCAUGCUAUACUGCUGGCAUUGCAAAACUAGAAGAAGGGGAUGAGCUUCAACUUACAAUACCACGGAAAAGAGCCAAAAUAUCACUGGAUGGAGAUGGCACUUUUUUUGGUGCAGUUAGACUCUUGUGAUGCUCUGCAUUUAUACAUCAUGCUUAUCAACAUUUCUUCUCUUUGUGUCAUUGAAAAACAAAUUGAAAUACAAUAAAGCUGCCAAUUCAGUCUUU